Phalacrocorax carbo (great cormorant) is the source of this 15722-nucleotide messenger RNA. The record is from RefSeq and is a predicted model, not a curated record. NCBI's taxonomy places the organism in Eukaryota, Metazoa, Chordata, Aves, Suliformes, Phalacrocoracidae.
AAACUUUAAGUAGUUUUUUUCCCACUUCUCCAACUGCUUAGGCAUGGAAAGGUUUUGUAAUUUUGUUUGUUUGUGGUUGUUAUGCUUGGUCAUUAUAUUGGACUGCAUUUCCUGCAAGGUGAGAAGCAGCAGAUGACUUCAACUGAAUCUAAGAAGGGAUGCUCGCUUUUGUCUUACAGGGUGUGUGUCUUUUUUUUUUUUUUUUUUUUCCCUUUAGGAUAGUCAAGUUUUCCACAGGCUUGGAAUACUUACUGAGUACGUUAUGGCCAAGCAAAGAGGGUGAGCCCAAUGCUGGCCACCUAAUUUCUGUAGUCCCAGAGGACUGGUCUAGUUCAGUUCUCUGCAAUCUCGGAAACUAGGUCAGUGUGUUCUUAAAGCUUUUUAUUAGAAAAAUGCUAGAAGUUAGAGGUUGACCUGAUCUCUGAGACUGAGCUUACCGUGAACUGCAACCUCUAAUGCUGGUUGCACCCUUGCCUGGCUUUGUUUUGUGUAUAUUGCCCCCACCCAGAUUUCUUAGCAGGAGUAUUUCAGCGUGCCUGCAUGGAGGGGAAGUAAGGGCAGGAGGCGUAACUUGUGCCACGUGACAUGUGUUAUCUUCAGUCCUUUUACCAGCACUGUGUUAUCUGUGGUCACGCAUAAGGAUGCAUGAAGCUUCAGAUGUUCUAGGUAUCAGUCAGAGCAUUCCUAGGUUUAUUUCAGAACACAACACAAGCAGCGAGGGCUUAAUCUCUCUGUUUAUCAUCCUAGGCUUAUACCUUCUGGUCUGCACAUCUUUUCUAUCUGCAAGAUAAUUGUUGUUCUGGAAAACAUUGACAAUGUGAGAGCUAAAUUCAGAGACUAUGUAGUGCAGGAUAUGGUUGGGGAGUGGGCAGAAAGUAAAGAUCGGUGAGCAGAUUUUGUGUCUUUAGCAGAUGAACACAGCUGGGGGAUUUCUCUUCUAUUUUUUCUUCUUUUCUCAUAAGUCUUUUCAGUGGGACAUGGCAAGCUUUUCUUUGUAGCUGUAGAUGGGAGAAGUUCCAAAGGUUGUGCGUGCAUCUUAUUCUUAAAAAGACACACACUAUGUACUACUGGUCUUCCUUGUCAAUGCUGUUUAGUUUGGGAUAACCCUUCUCCAUAUUGCCCUUUUCAAAAUGCGGCCCCAUCCCUUUUCUCUUUCUGCAGUCAGAAUUCAAGCCCAUUAUGGACUGAAACUGGCAUUUGGUUUUCUGCAAAAUUUCCUCAUUAUUUCAGUGAAGCAACUAUGUUUAAAGUCUGUAUUGCAAGUCCCAUUGUUCUUUCUCUACAAUUAAAGAAAUUGAUUUUUUCUGAUGUGUCUUCUUUUGGAUCCUCUCUUUUCUUCCUUUAUCCUACAACUUUAAAAUUAUGUUGAUUUUAUUUUGCUACAUCCUUAGAGAAUACUCACAGGCCCUGUUUUUUGAAACGGCACUACAUCUGGCCUUGGCAUUUUUCAGAGCAAAAAAUUCUUCAGCUGUGUGUUGCAAGCUGUGUCCUGCAUGGGUUGGUGUGGGUGAGGUCGGGCUGUGAUAGGACGCAAGACUUUGAGAAGGUUGGCCUUAAUUCUGGUCAUUCUGGUGGUUGGUUGCUUGCUUGCCACAGACGGGUCUCAUAGAAGGACUAAUGACACAUAAUCUUUUCCUGAAAAAGACAUGGGGGACCCCAAAGGGGUGGGAUUAUGCUCUGCUGAAAGUGGUAAAAUGUCUCAGUUUGUCUGGGAUGUGGGAGGAUCAUACGAGAUAACCUCUCUGCACCUAAUGUACCUAUUCUCCCAUGCCACACUUCAGGUGGUGAGUCUUUUUAACAAAAAUUAUACAAUAAAAUAAACAUAAAUGUUUACUUCAAUCUCUUUUAACAUUAUAUUGUAGUCACCGGGCUGUUCGAUCCUUUUGUGUCUCUGCUGCCUGAUGCUACUGUUGAGUCCCACCUACCGGACUGAGACACUUGCCUGGACAAGCAUAGUGUGAUUGCUGCCCAAAUAAUGCAGUGAGGAUUAGGAAGGAGACUGGGAUGAAGGGCAAUAUGAAGACAAGUGAAAUUAAAUUUUUUUGCAGGAUUUUUCUUUUUUUUAUUUAAGAACUUCAUAUUUUAUUUCACCAAAGAGAUUAUUUCAAGCCAGUAAGGCAGACUCUACUUUCUCCAUUCUCUUUCAGUUCCUGUGUCUGUGAAGAAUACAAUUCCCAGAUUUAUAACAUGAUCAUCCUGAGCCUAGUUUUUUGUGAUUUGGUUCUGAGGUACAAUACACAAGAUAAGUAGGGGACAGAGCUCACUUUCUGUUCUUCUGGAAGCAUGUCUGAAUUUUGCUUUCAGUCGUAUUCAUUUAUUAACAAAUGUUUUCUGCUCAAGUAGGUUCUGUGCAUGUUCCUACAGUUUCAGAAGCAUUGCUGUUUUCACAUCCUCUGAAAUUCAUAACCUCAAUCUUGCUUGUAAGCUUUUCAGAAAGACUUUGAAUGACUUGCUAGUAAUACAGAUAAUGGCCCUGGCCUUUAGGAUGCUGUGGCUUUUCUUUAGUUUGGUUUGGGUUUAAGUUACCUUUUGCCUUCUUAUUUUUGUUUCCAUUUCUAUUUUGACAACACAUUUGAUUUUGAAAAAGGGAGAAGCCAGUGUUUCUGUGGAGCAAAAUCCUCUAGAAACCUGUGUUGGCACUGAUUUUAUGGUGGGGUUUUUUUGCGUGCAAUGCACUGAUGCCAAACAAUAUCAUUCUUUUUUAUAUGAAAAGGCAAGGAGCUCUUUAGUAGGCAGAUAGCAUAGGCUCUCACUAAAAAGGUCUCAUUCUGAUUUUCUAGAGAUCGAUUAAAGCUUCAAGGUGGGAUCGUUUCUACUCUCCAUGAUAUUCACUGAGUGUUAGUUCCUCUAUCCUCAGCUGUUACCACUCUGGCUUUCCACACCUUCUUUCAAGGGAUACUAUGGUAGCUUUUACCUAGGGAGCUGUUACUCUGCUAAGCUUCUGAGUACUGUGUAUUUCGUUCAUAUGUUUUUACAGAGGAUACCUACUUGACAGUUCAACUUGAUUGCUUAGCAUUUAUAAAGCUAUGUGCCACGUGGCUUAACUAAAUCCAAAUUUAUUCUGAAUCUGAAUUUAUUCUGUGCUUCUAGGAAAACAAAACUGAUCUACCUAUGUGGGAUGCUAAUAUUAGCACAAAUGCUACUCUUUGGAGACAAGCCAUUGUCACAAAUUUGCUUUUAUGGGAAUAGCCUCACCCCUCUACCACUUGUCCCUUGCCAAAUGUUGCAAAAUCUCCUGGGUAGCAGUCUGUAGGAACUCACAUUGCACUAUAAAGACAGAAGAUGUUUGAAGCUAGAAGGUGUGUAAGGAAGCAUCAGCAACAAUUUUUCCCUCUGUUAGCAGUCAGGAGAACUCAGCUGUUCCCAACAGUCUCAUUACUUGUUAUUUCUCUGAGAGUUGUAGAAGUCAAUCUUUGAUAGUUACUCCUUUGGACAGGUAGAGUAGGUGUGGAUCAGUCAUGUAGCUAUACGGUGUCCAUUGUGUGUUGAGAACUGCUUAGGGCCUAGCUGAAGGCUGUUAACUUUGGCUACCAUCAGCAUUUCUGGCAUUUGAGUCAGAGUCAACAUCCUGGCUACCGGGAAGGACUGUGGCCAUUAUGAUUAACAGGAUGAACUGCUAGUGAAAAAAAAAUAUUUUCAGAGGUUUUUGUUUUCAAACACUUGAGAGGACAGGGAAAUGGAGGAGAAGACGGGCAGCUUGACAAAACUGCUAAAGGAGACGCUGAUUUCUUUACUGAUCCUCCCUGCCCCUCCCCAAGCCCUACUUUUUCCUGUUUGAAAGGUGGCAAAUACUGGUUAAGAUCUGUGAUCUGUAUUCAGUAGGGUAUGUUUGACCUAUGACUUCCUGCUUCUCAAGGGGGCACUGUCAGUGAUAAUUCACAAAGUAUUCCUGGUCCAUUACCCUUAGUAACAUCUUUUGAUGCUCAAUACUUACAUAUUUACUGAAACAGAGAGUGGAAAAAUUACUUAGUCACAGUAAACAGGGCUAUUUCCAGGGCUGUGAGACUCCUGAGGUCCCUUUUCUAGGGAAUAUGUCUUAAUUUUGUGCAAAGCUGUAAAGCUUCAAUGAGAGAUUGCAAUACACCUGCUCCCAUUCUGCCUGUGGCUUAAAUACAUGACAUUUGUGGUACUCUGCUGACAGGUGAGAAUGUAGGAACUCCUGUAGGAGAUGUGGUUAUUCAACCUGAGACUUCCAAACUUUCAGUGAAUGAUCUAAUGCUGGAGAGAAGAAACUGUGCUCCUGUUCAGUGUUGUCCUUUUUUUGUGACUCUGAACCUUCAUUUCUUGUUUUUCUGGUUCUGCUCAGUGCUCACCAGAAGACCCCUGGAUUGCUUCACCCUACCGUAUUGCCUCUCCAGGCAGGUACAAGAGUUAUUGAAGCAGCCUAGGGGUACCAGGGCUUGCAAUUGCAAGGCUUCCUCCAGUUGCCUAAAGAAGGCUUCAUCUACUUUUUCUUCCUGAUCAGGCUAAUGUAAGUCAGGUUUUGGACAAGAACUCCUGGAUCAUUACUGGACUCUGUUCAGGUAUGCUAGUUUUGUCACUAACAUGCAGUACAGAAAGCAUUAUACUUUUUCCUCUGUAUGUGACACCCUGCCUUCAGGAACAUAUUCCCUGUGGCUUCAGAAAUAUUAACUGAAAGUAGUCAAGGGUUUAGCAGCCUGGUCUUAAUUAUUUAUUUGAAAAUAGAGGAGAGACUAUGUUUUUCCUGGAGUCUCUCUCCCGUUGCAGGAUCUGAUGCUGGGCUCUUAUGCUAAGCAAGCAUUUUUUUUUAGCUUAGUCAGCUGCAGCCCAUUGAUUAGAUCUCCAUCUCCUCGUGGUUCAGACUGCACUGCAGUAGUUUGCAGUGCCUUGCUGAAGAUACUGUACAUGUGCAAGGGCGGCUCUGUGAGUCAGUGGGCAGAAAGAAGAUGCUGUAGGCAGGACAGUGCAUAGCCUGUUUAGAUGAGCAUGAUGAAGGCUGCAGAAAUGUGUCAGCUAAUUGAGAAAAGGUAUUUAUUUUCCAAAUGCCUGUGCAUAGUGUUAAAAAUAAACUUCACUGCAGUGAACAAGGUAUUAGAAAGAGGAGAGUAUGGUAUGUUUUUCUGCUAAGGAGUUUUUCCCCCACUGGAAAAUGAGCUGUAAAAGAACAUAAAGGAUAUUAACUCCUACAUCUUAAGACCCCAAAUAUUCCAACAUAGAACCCUAGGAGCUCUUAUGCUUACUUUGUACUUGAAAUAUAUGUAAAGCUGUAAUGUUAUGUAGGAGAUGAACAUUUUGCAGUCGAAUAAACAGAUCUGUAGAGCUGUAGUACUCAGAGUACUGUGUUAGUUUAGGAGGGGCUAUAAUUUUUGUCUUUAACUUUGUAUUGUGAAAAGGUAAUCAGAGAAAAGGCUGAAGCACAGCAUAGUCACAUUAGUUCACAGAGAGAUGGGGAAAAGAAAAAAAUGGACCUACAUCUUUAAAAAUAUUGCACGUGUGAUAUAUUUUAGAAAUGCCGUUUCUGUGGGAAUGGGUUAGUUAUAAAACAGAUUGUCAUGAAAAUUACAUAAUGGUUCUUGUUAUUAUUUUCUGUGUUGGAGUAGCAAAUUUGGACUUGAGAAGGGAGUUCAUGUUCUGGUUUAAAACGUUUACAACUACAGAAGGCUGGUGCAGUUGAAAUUAAAUGUAUGAAAACCAGACUAGCUGAUGGAUUUGAAAAUCUAUUAGCAAUCAGGGACUCGUGUAUCUUGUUAUAACCAGCUGUUUCUCUGCCUUCCUCCCCUGGAAGCCCUGGUUCAGUACAGGUGACCUCAGAUCAUCUACAUCAGGUUGUUGGUUGUUUUAUUUUACAUAGCAGUUCUCUGGUUAGAGCUCUUGUGCUACAGGGGUGAGGGAAAAGGAAGGAUAGCUCAGGCUGAAAUCCCAUAUAUGCCUUCGGGGAACUGAGAUCCCUUCUUCUAUUUCUAAGUGCUUUUACUGCCAAACUGCAGGGGGGAUACAAUACGUCUGAAUGUGUCAUUCCUUCUGGUCGAUGCUGUUCCACUUGAAGCUCUGAUUAUUCUUCCCACUGGACUACAGAGAGAGGAACAGAAAACUGUUACUGUGUGUGGUGGUGAGGGAGAAGGGGUUUCAAUCCCUGGGCAAGUGAAUGUUGAGUUGGAUUGCAGGUCGUGUCUCCUCUCCAUCAGGUAAGUGCAUUUGCUGCCAGGUUACAGAGUGCCUGUCAUACACUUUCUCUCUCUUGGUAAUAAAUAUUCAACUAUUCUGUGCAAAAGGGAUUCUUUCCAACAUGGGUGUUCUUAGACUUGCAUCUCAAAGCACCCUGUGGCUUAGGGGUGAGGGUGUACUCUGGAAGGAAGGAGGUGUGGCUUUCAUGUCUGUCCAAGGGAUGGAGAGAUCUGAACUUAGCUCUGCUGCAUCUCAGUGCUUGCCACGACUAUCUUUUGUCUUCUUCCUUUUGCUAGAAAGGGACCAUCUUCUCCAUCUAACUCCAGGAAAGCAUUAUGAGCUGUAAAUCCCAAACAAGAUACGACUAAUACUCCACAAUGCUCUCCAAAACAUUUCCAUUUCAGUGGUUCCCCUGCUCUGUGUUACAGCGCAUGAAAACUUCAUCUUUCUUAGCACUCCCCAUGCUUUCCAUGGGAAUAUUCUGUGCUACAUGUUCACCUAUGGGACCAAGCAUGUAAGAAACAAGUGCAGCUCUGAGGCCAAAAUUCUCUUGUUAAAAGUUGAAUGAUAAUUGAAUAAUAGGAUUACAGCUGGAAUAUGCUUUUGAUUAAAAAAAUGCUCAUUCUUAGCCCUGUUUCUAAUGAGAGAAAGGCAUCCUCAUCUCCAGCACAAGUUCUGGUGCAGGAAUUGCAUGAGACAGUUGGCCCAUGCUAUUCAGAAAGACAAAAUUAUUACUUGGGUUCUUUUCUGAUGUUAAAGUUCAUUGGAAAUUUUGAAUUCUCCUGAAGUAAAGAAGGAAAGGUGGUGUUUUAACUCAUCUCCAUUUGGUCUUUUGCUUUGGAAAGAAUAGUAGGAGACUAUUAAGUAGCUUUCUCAAAACUAAAUUUUGUGCAAAAUCUAUGGUAUUCUUAGAACUUGCACAUUUUUAGGGAAGAGGCGUACUGAGACUUAAGUAAGAAACUCCAUUGGGUUGAUUGCUUUUGAUUUAGUUGAUUUCUGUUGGAAUAAGUAUCUCUCACUUGACACCUUUCCUCAGUUUACUGAAUUAAGUUUUAAGGUUAUAUAAUAUAUUAUAAUAUUAGCUCUUGCCUCUGACCAGGGUGGCCUCAUGUUUCCAUACUGUGCCAUUCACAUCUUAAGAUACAGUGGUUGCUCAUGUAGCCUAAAAGCAGCACUGACAUUCAUUCAUUUCACUCUUUUCCAAACCUCCAUGCUGCAUCCCAUCACAGACAGCAGAGGCCCCGCUGUUUCUAGGCAAAGCACUGCAGCAGCCAUCAGGGAAGGGGAAGAUGCUUUAAGUUGGCAGCUGUGAAACCUGUAAAGUUGGCACGGCAGUGAUUGUAUGGAGAUUGCUGGUGAAAAAGCAAGGUGGUUGCAGAAAAAGCCAAACAUCUUAGUUCUUUUGGGCUCUUCUUUUGAGGCUGUGUUUGAUGCGUUGGCUUCCCAUCCGCUGCUCGUAACCAUCUCUGCUAUGAGUUGUGAGUGAGCCAUCACCAUGCUUCUGGGUUUUCAUUUUGUUUUGUGCUUUUGUUAUAUAUGGAAGUCCGAAUUACACCUGGUUUUCUUUUUUCCCUCAUGAUAUGUUUGUUUUUCAGCAGGAUCGUGACAGCUACCUAAAUGUGAUGGAGAGGCCUAGAACACUUGGGAUUCUGCCUGAGGGGCUGGCAGACAUUUGGGUGGUGCCAGAGACUGAUUUUGUCACUUCUGUGGUUUCAGAGGCAAGGGAAGGGGAGUUCUCUCAUCUUACAUUUUUGGCCCCAGCUCUCUGUCCAUUUCUGACUCCCCAUUGGGAUAAUAUAUGCUGCUAUCAUUAAUGAUUCUAUGAAGUGCUGCUGUUAAACUAGCAAGUCAAAAUACAUAUAAGAGGUGCAGAAUUUGUCUCACAGAAGAGGUGGAGAUGCACAUCCUUGCAUCUCCCCCAUGAGUCUAACUGAUGGAAGCAGAAGAUUCCUAGAAGUCACAGAGAGAUUCCUUUUAGUCCAGUUAAAGCUUCCUUUCGCUUUUCCUUCUUACCUCAACUUUUCCAACAAGUCAUUUCAAUCCAAGAUAUAUCUCCAAGUACUUCCAAUGAUCUGUGGCAUUUCCUCUCUCCCCUUACCACCUUCUCUUCGAUCUGCACUAACUUUCUUUUCAUUUUCUUACUGCUGGAAAUCCUUUUCCUGUUGCCAGGAGAGGUGGGUUAAUGAUCCUAGAUGACAGCAGGCCUGCCAGGGGCAAAGGUGGUGGAUCUCAUGAUGUGUUUGCACAGGCUUCCAGAAAGUUGGGGAGGAAUGAGUGGUCAUGUUCCAUGAGAGUACCACAGGCAUAAGAAACAGCAGGAGGAAAGUACUGGCAUCCAAAUAUAAGUUUUUAGGAAGGAAGCUGGAAACGGGGACAUUCAAAAUAUCAGUCUAGGGACCAGUAAGGCAAGAGGAAAAGUUUUAAUCUCUAUGUGUGAACUUCAUAUUAAGGGAGACAUUGUUGGCACUUAAAGAACAAAUGAUCAUGAGUGUUUGAACUGGAGAAUGAUGAAAAGCUAAUGGGUGCUAAAGAGCACAGUUUGGAUCAAUGCAUCCACUUUGUACAGGAUUUUGUUACCUAAUUCUUUCUUUGUCUGUAAGGUUGUGUACAUUGCUAGCAUAUUGAAAGGAACACAGAGUAUAAUUUUUGCUCUGUGGUAGUGAUCUAACACAUUCUCCCAAGCUAAAACUAAUUUUAAACCAAGCUUCUAACACAAUGCAAUAUAUUUCAUAUCUCUGUCAUCUCCCUGUGUAAUAAAUUACUUUAGCUUUGUGCUAGUCACAGUCUGAAUGCAGGAAGAUAUAUACUUUACCCUGAGUAACAUUUUUGAUAGUAAUACUGAUGUGGAAAAAUUAAAAAAUAGAUCAUGUAUGGUUUAAAAUUGUAUUUCAGCUUGCUAGCUUAUUACAUUCUUAUCAUUUUGGGGAUUCAAAUCAGUUGUGUUAUGUAUGAUUCCACAGUCUGAAGCUCCUAACUGUUACAAAUUCAGUUUUGUGUCAAAUGUGGACUGGUCUGGACAGCAAGGAUGCUUUAUCCAGGCUCUUUUCCACGGCUGGGCAAUGCAGUGGUGGGAUGAAAUUCAUUAACUGGAAGAAAUGAAGUGUGUAAAGAAAUCAUCUGGAAAACUAAUGCUGAUGAAUUCAGAAGAAAAGUCAGUAACAGUUGGGCAUACAGUAUGUGCUACAAUAAAUGCUCAUGCAGAAGCUGUUUGUUUAGAUGAAAAACAAGGUAUCUCCACAGCCAUGGAAAUAUUUGCUUGCAGGGAUUAGUGACACGGUCAAAAGGCAUGACUAAUUGCCUUAUGACUGACAGGGCAGUUAAAUACAGUUAAAAGAGGUGAAACGUUUAUGAGAAAAAGAUGCUGUUAACACAGUUAGCAUCUGCCUAUUUUGUUCAAAGCUCUAGAUGUCCUGUCAAAACAAUUGCUAAGUCUUGCUCAGUUGCAGUGCUCUCCCUUCGCUGAGGCAUAACAUGAGAGAGGAUUGUAGAGAGCACCCUUUGUGUUCAGCUGCAGGACUGGCUUGGUGAACUGUUUCAAGUUGGCUGUGGGACAGAUGCACAGUUAAAAGAUGGCUGGGGUUUUGGUUUGUUUCUGAAAGUGGAGUGGAAUACAUUUGCAAACUGCCUAGGGUUGGUUUUAGAAUAGAUCUAAUUAAAGACUGCAAAAAUAGCCUGUCUGCCAGAAAUAGUAAGUAUUGAUCUAAAAAGAUUUUCAGAGACAUUGCCAACCAUACUGAAACCGGUAUGUGUGGUACUUGCUUCAGUACAUACACAGUUGAUAAGUGAAGACACUGAAGUAGGGAAAGAACAUGAAAGACAAACACCCAUGGACUGCAAACAUGGAACAAUAUUUGAUCUGAAAACAUUACGGGUUACACACUAGAAUUGUUCACAAUACACUCUUAUUUUAUGGCUCAUGAAAAGUAUCCAAACGCACUGGCUUCCACUCAUAAUGGAAAAGAGGAAUGUCCUCUUGCUUUUGAAUAUGGAGAGGAUAUUUAUGGUGAUGGCUGAUUCCAACAGGUGUGUUCCAGUGGCCAGUAUUCUGCUUUUCAGGAACUCACAUCAGUGAAUGCACUGGAAUUCUGAAAAGUAUUUUGCAGUCAUUUGUCAGUGGGAAUCCUAAAUGUGUGCUCUGGGAGGAAUGAGGUACACGAUCAUGAAUAUAAUAUCUCAACUACUACCUGCUGCUAAAUAAGUAGCUUAUAGCUCAGGGUGGUGUACUGCAAGAUUAGAUGUUGCAUUAAGUGCAUGGUGUAUGCAUACGGGUUCUCCUUGUGGGCUAUUUGAUUAAUGUAAAGGAGUUGUAAGAUAGACUUGUAGGUUUUUUUUGCUCGGAGUCACUAUAACUUUACGAGCUGCAUUAUACGCCAUUCAGGUGUGUGCUAGUGGCACGGUGUUGGUGAACUUCUUUAAAAACCAUUUGAAGUUUGGGGUUUUUUUCUGAGAGUAUCAAAACUCAGAGCAACUUCCCUGUACCCAAAAGGAAGCAACUGAAUUGUAGGUAUUUAAACUGGCAGAAGGGUGCCCUAAAAUAAAAGUACAGAGUCUUAGGCUUAGUUCUGAAAGCACAGGCACAGCUGAAAGAACAAACAUGAAUCAACUGACCUAAGUGGGAUAAGUUACCCAAUUAGAGUCGUUAUUAAUGUGCUCAAAUUUCUUCAAGAGUAGGAUCUUAACAAGUACGUUUAGUUCUUUGCCCAAGCUUAGCCUUUUGAUGGAAGAUGUCUGGGCCUGAACUUGUUUUUGCCACAUGAAUUUUGGAAGCACUGCUGUUAACUCUGGUGCUUCUAGCUAAGCUGAAAAGAUUUGGUGGACGUCAUUAUUUAAAGGCAAUUUUUUUCAGGACAGUGACAUCUUCAGUAAGUGAAUUCACACGGUCCAAUGUUCUUGUGGGGGCAGCAUUGGAAAGAGCUGGAAGUAUUGCUCAGCUCCCAGAACAAAGAAAGCCUCCAGCUUGGAGGAAUAGUCACAGGAGGCCUUCUUCCCGAGGCCACUAUAUGAAGCCUUCACUUCCCAAGGAUGCAAAGAACAAGAGAACCAGAGAAAGAGAAAAUAAAGAUACAUAGUUUAGAAUAUCCUAGGAAGAAUCUGGAACAAAGCAAGAACUCUGCAAGCCAGAUAUUCUUAAUUUGUUUAAAUCUUACAGAGGAUGUUGACAAGCAGUGUCAGGGUCAUCUGACCUGUGUCAGAGUAGGGGAUCCCCAUUCUUGUCCUGACUGGGCUGCCCUAAGGCUUUGCUUAUCUCAUGUUAUUCAUGACUCAGUUUUGUACUUGCGCUUCUUUACUAGCUUUUCCCUUUACCUGGAGUUUAAAAAGGAAAAUAUGACCUUGGAUGAUGUUCUUAGCUCUAUGCCUAGACUAUUACUAUUCUAACUUAUCACUGUAAGCAGCUUGCUCUCUCUGUAAAAUAAGGUUUUCUAGAAACGCAGAAUUGGAGAAUGCUGUCUGUUUAGCUGGCUGCUAGAGCCAAUGAAAGCCGUAAGAGCUUUGUGUCCCUUGGGUACAUAUGAAAUAACAAUAUAGACGAGGAGUUCUCAGGAGUUAGCUGCACAGGGGAUUUAGUAAUCUGCUCUGUCUCUGAGAUUUUCUCUUAUCUCCCUUCAGCCUCGCAAUGUUGCUGGUUUUCGAGGAACAGUCCGCUACGCAUCAGUGAAUGCACACAAAAACCGAGAGAUGGGUAGACAUGAUGAUCUGUGGUCUCUCUUUUACAUGUUGGUGGAGUUUGCGGUUGGUCAGCUUCCGUGGCGAAAGAUCAAAGAUAAGGAGCAAGUUGGCAUGAUAAAAGAAAAGUAUGAACACCGAAUGCUGCUAAAACACAUGCCUUCAGAGUUCCACCUUUUUCUGGAUCAUAUUGCAAGCCUAGACUAUUUCACCAAGCCAGACUAUCAGCUAAUCAUGUCCGUUUUUGAGAACAGCAUGAAAGAAAGAGGCAUUACUGAAAAUGAAGCCUUUGACUGGGAGAAGGCUGGUACAGAUAUCUUGUUGUCCACUAGCACCUCUACUCCACCGCAGCAAAACACCAGGCAAACAGCUGCCAUGUUUGGGGUGGUUAAUGUCACUCCGGUACCUGGGGACUUGCUUCGUGAGAACACUGAGGAUGUCCUACAGGGUGAACAUCUGAGUGAUCAAGAGAAUGCUCCUCCCAUCCUCUCAGGCCGGCCAGCAGAAGGUCUUGGUCAGGCUCCAAACACUGCUUUCAAUGAGGCUGAAGUUUGGGAAGAGACAGAUGUGAAUCGCAACAAACUCAGGAUCAGCAUCAGCAAAACUCAGUGCAUGGUGGAAGAGGAGCAGAGAAAUGGUGUCUGCCCCAGUUCCCCUGUCCGAGUGCCUCCGGAGUCCCCUACUGCACAAGUGCGCUCCCUAAGAUACCGCCGUGUGAACAGCCCUGAGUCAGAACGCCUCUCCACUGCUGAUGGCAAAGCAGAUCUACAUGAAAGAAGAUCUCGAAUGGAUUUACCUGGCUCUCCAUCACGGCUUGUAUGCUCCUCCCAGCCAGCCCAGAUGCUGUCCAUUGAUACUGGCCAGGCUGACCGGCAGGCAAGUGGUAGGAUGGAUGUGUCUGCUUCAGUGGAACAUGAAGCCCUCAGCAAUGCUUUCCGCUCAGUGCCGCUCGCGGAGGAGGAGGACUUUGAUAGCAAGGAGUGGGUUAUCAUUGAUAAGGAGACGGAGCUGAAGGACUUUCACCCAGGUGCUGAGCCAAGCACCUCUGGAACCACGGAUGAGGAGCCUGAGGAACUAAGACCUAUUGAAGAGGGUGAGGAGAGAAGGCGCUUGGGGGCAGAUGCUGCAGUCAGGCCGAAGACACAUGAUGGGCGAAGUCGGGGUAUGCAGCCUGUGACUGAGGAGGACAGUUCCCACAGACAUGAAGGACCUUCUCAAACAGUAUCUGACAGUAAACAUGAACAGCAGACAGGAAGUCCAGCCCACUCCCCCCUACAUUCAGCACCAGCUAUCCGACAAAGGAGACGAGAAUCUGAACCUACUGGUCCUCAGAGACAGGCAUAUAUGCUGAAGUCGUUUGAAAUGAAUGGUCUGCCCAAGGCGGUGCCUUUAAGUUUGCCUUAUCAAGACUUCAGGAAAGAUGUGUCAGACUACUGGGAAAAGCCUAAGGUAUCCCAGCGGAUAAAGAAAGUUGAUUUCUCGAAUAUUGUCUUGACUGCUCCUUGCAAACCUCUGGAACCUUAUCUGGAAAUGAAUGGAAAAGAGGAGGAGGAAGAAGAUGAGGAAGAAGACGAGGAGGAGGAAGACGAGGAGGAGGAGGCGGAGGAGGAAGGAGAUGAGAUUGACAUGCACAGUGGUUCCAGUAGCGACCUGAGUCAAAAAAGCACAGAGCGCAGCCAGGAGUGCGCACCAUCCACGCUUCUGGCUGAUGACCAGAAGGGAUCCAAGGGUCGAGCGUCCACUGCUGAUGGUGACCUGGAGCUGGAGGAAGGCUCAAAAACACUAGUGCUGUUUUCACCAGGUGAUCUGAAAAAGUCUCCGGUGACCACAGACUUGGCUCCAGAAGUUGAUCUGGGCACUCUUGCUGCACUGACACCUCAGAGCGAGCGGCCACAGCCUAUGGGUAGCCAGCUGGAUGUAUCCGAGCCAGGGACCCUGUCUUCAGUCCUUAAAUCUGAACCAAAGCCUCCUGUGGCAGUGGCUACAGCUUCCUCGCCCUUUACCAAAGUUGAGCGCACAUUUGUUCAUAUUGCUGAAAAGACCCACUUAAAUGUCAUGUCUUCCAGCGGCCAGCUGAUGAGGCAUGAGGAAUACUGCCCUCCGGGGCAGUUUGAGGAGGUCAUUAUCGAAGAAGAGCUGGAGGACAACCUGGUGCUGGUAGAAAAUGGAAGCAUACAUUCAGGGCUAGAAGGGGCAGAGACGGAGAGCUGCGCACUUUCAGCUAAUCACAUUGAAACCACCUCAGAGACAGUGGGGGAGCAGCUGGCCAUUCCCAAUGGUGUAGCAAAGCCUCCCGAGGACAAGCCAGAGCUCUCCAACAAAGUGGUGCUCUCACUGGAUUUGGAAGAGCCUGGCAAGAUGGUUACAAGGGAGCCUGACCUUGAGAAGUCAACAUCGGUGGCAGAACACCUUAAGCGAGCAGAGACCCUCCUCAACACACCACAGCAGGGCCCCAGGAGACCUCUGGGCUCCAGGUAUAGAAGUCGGAUACCCAUUUUGUUCUCUGAGGAGGACACUGGCUCAGACCUUUCAACUUCACUCUCAGCCAAAGAGAGGCUUUAUAAGAGGGCAAAGCAACCUGACUUGGCUCGCUUAGUGAUGGAGAAGAGGCAAAAUCGCCUCCUUCGGCUGGCCUCAGGGGCCUCCUCCUCAGCGUCCUCCAGCGACGAGAGGCGGCGGGCCUCAGAAACCCUGUCAGCCACUGCUUCUGAGGAGGACACCCACGACUCUGAUGACUCCAUUCCAAGGAAGGCAGGGAAGGAGAAGGCUGCCCUCCUGGGGAAAGAAGAGAGACCCAUAAGCACAAAGAGCAGAAUUCCUCGGCCCAUCACGCCAGUGAAAACACCACUAGAGGCGGCAAAGUCUGAGAGCUCCAUGGCCAUCACAAUGGCAGUGCUAUGUAGCUCCCCGCAGGAUGCAGCUGUUGCCUACAGGCUUCAGGCACAGAGACCAGCUGGAAGUGUCCCAAAUGAGUGCCGAACAAUGCAGAUACAAAGUCGACUUCCUCCUUCACCCAGCUCCACUUCUCUUCCUCCACGGAGCAACUCACGGAGGUCCAGCUGUGCAUCCCCUCGGAGCCCUGUCCUUCCUUCAAGAAACCCCAGUGCUUCCCCCAGAAGCCAGCUGCCACCUCGGAGGGAAAGUCCUUCUCCCUGCCGACAGCAUAAGCCAGGGACUGCUCUUCAGCGAGUUCCUCCUUCUCCCCGACCUCAGCCCCCAGCUCAGGCCCUGGGGCCGACAGGAGAUUCCCUGCCCUCUCCUGGUGUGGCCAAAAAACGACAAAGAGGAAAAACCCAGACUCAGAGUCCAGCAACCAAAGGAAAGCAGGUGUCCCUGGAAAGUAAGGCAGCUGCCAGAUAAUGACCUUCUUCUGCCAGCCCAACAGACUGGGUAACUUCUGCAUAUAGUAUACACUUGAGAUGCUGCAGCACAGCCUUCCAUGCUGGACCCACGAGUGUAUAGCAGUAGCUGUACUUCAAUGCUUCACUCACACUCACCCCACACUGUCGCGAUCAGCUCCCACAGGCCUGAGAGCCUCUGAGCCACGGAGCCUUCUUCAAGGGAGACUUCCAGCCCGCAGCUCACGCUUGCUAACGCACAGCACCAAGCAGUGACCCAGGCAGCCUGCCUAGUGCCUGACCCUCCUCCCUCCCCAGGCAUUCCCCUCUCACUGUUAGCAAUACCAGUCGCCAACACCGACCCUGGCUUUGGAAAGAGGAGCAGAGGUGACAAGAGCCAGGUCUGCUGGAGAGGAAGGCUCCUGUCCUGCAGGCAGCUCCGUCCUCUCUCCUUGCUGGGAAAACACCAGCCUUGGCCACCACCAUUUACCUGAGUGUUGGCUUGCCUCCUGCCACCUGUAUUAGCAAGGGAUUGUCACCAGCUUAGCCAAGAGGCAUGGAUAUGUCCUUGUGUGCUGAAAUAAGAGCAGGGGU